UCUCCUGUCAACCAAGCUGCUUGCAACGGACUCCGCCAGGGAGUUGAUGUUGUCUGUUUUCAAGAUCUGGGUUCAAUCAAUGUCUUUCACCCUGGCUUCCAGUGAUGAGGUGGCUUUUGCCCUGGCUUCUAACAACAAACACCAUUUUGCAGGUCUUUCUCCAGAAUGCCACCACCACUGUUACUACCACAUCACCACCUGCCACCUCUUCAGUGACCGAAGCCUACACACGGGCACAGUACUGUAAGUGGCCAUGCGAAUGUCCAGCAACCACCCCUCUGUGCCCAUCAGGGGUCAGUCUGCUCACGGACGGAUGUGAGUGUUGCAAGAUAUGUGCCAAGCAAUUUGGGGAGAGCUGCACCGAGGCUGACAUUUGUGACAUUCACAGGGGGCUGUACUGUGACUACAGCAGAGACACACCUAGGUACGAAAUAGGAGUGUGUGCACAACUUGUUGGCGUGGGCUGUCUCCUCAAUGGGAUCAGGUACAAGAAUGGGGAGAGCUUCCAGCCCAAUUGCAAAUAUAACUGCACCUGCAUCAACGGGGCUGUGGGUUGCAUCCCACUGUGUACUGACUCCAAACCACCCCUUGUUUGGUGCCCAAGCCCAAAGCAGAUUAAGGUCAAGGGUGAAUGCUGUGAACAAUGGGUCUGUGAUUAUUCAAAGACCAUCAGGAAGACAUCCCCACGGCAUGUCUCUUCAGCAGUUUAUGGAGGAGAAAUUGAAGCAUGGCAGAAAAACUGUAUCCUGCAAACUUCUUCCUGGAGCCCUUGUUCCACAACCUGUGGAAUGGGCAUUUCCACAAGGAUCUCUAAUGAUAAUGCCCAGUGCCGGUUGAUGAAAGAGAGCCGUCUCUGUAAUCUGCGGCCUUGCGAGGAGGACAUCAUCAAGCACAUUAAGCCUGGGAAGAAAUGCUUAGCAGUGUACAGGGGAGAGGAACCAAUGAACUAUACCCUCUCAGGAUGCACAAGUAAGGCCAUCUACAGGCCUAAGUACUGCGGUCUUUGUGUGGACGAUCGCUGCUGCACCCCGUACAAAUCAAAGACCAUCGAAGUGAGCUUCCACUGUCCAGACGGGAUGAACUUUUCCAGGAAAGUCAUGUGGAUCAGUGCCUGCUUCUGCAACCUGAACUGCAAGAAGCCCAGUGACAUCUUUGCUGACUUAGCUCAUUAUCAUGAUUACUCUGAAAUUGCCAAUUAACAUGACAGGAGUUGAGGGGAGAAGGGAGAGGAGAGGGGCAAGAGGGAAAACUGCCUUCCAAGACCUACAACUUAUUAUUACUCUGAUUUUACAGAGGGCACAAAAAAUAAUAAAAUAAAAGAGGUUGUUGUUUUUGUGGUUAUUGUUAUGGUUUCACCUGGCGCAGGGGAGAAGGAAGCUUGGAUGAAUGAUAAAAAAAAGUCAAUGUCCUAGCUUAGAGCUGCCUUUGGCUCAUUCUGUGGAUUUUAGAUGUGGUGCGGUCAAAGAAUUGUUGGAAAACAGGCCAUCAAAAGGUCUUCCUGUGUGCGUGUGCGUCUACAUAUGCAUGAAAGAGACGCUAAAUCGGUUUUUAAUAUCAGGUUUCAGAUCUA
This is a messenger RNA of Python bivittatus (Burmese python), 1570 nucleotides long. RefSeq names its product cellular communication network factor 4 (gene CCN4). Gene Ontology annotation, biological process: cell adhesion; positive regulation of cell differentiation; signal transduction. Gene Ontology annotation, cellular component: extracellular region; extracellular matrix. The record is from RefSeq and is a predicted model, not a curated record. Gene Ontology annotation, molecular function: integrin binding; heparin binding. NCBI's taxonomy places the organism in Eukaryota, Metazoa, Chordata, Lepidosauria, Squamata, Pythonidae.